CUGGUGUCUGCUUUGCACAGCCUCACCAGGCACGUGGUGUAUCGCGGCUUGACAAGCGCAGAAGAUAUCCUCUCUCUCUUUCCAGAAAACUUCCACCAAAAUCUGAAAAACCUUUUGACUAAGAUCAUCUUGGAGAAUAUCUCUGCUUGGAGGAAUGAAGCACAAGCAAGUCAGAUCUCCCUGCCUCAGCUGGUCGACAUGGACUGGAGGGUGGACAUCAAGACGUCUUCAGACAGCAUCAGCAGAAUGGCAGUCCCUACUUGCCUGCUUCAGUUAAAGAUUAAGGAAGAUGUUGCCUUAUGUGGAAAUAGUCCUGUUGUUUCUGCACUGACUGUGGAACUGAGCAAAGAAACCCUGGACACUAUGUUAGAAGGUCUAGGAAGGAUCCGGGACCAACUUUCUGCUGUUGCAAACAAAUGAAUACUCAAAAGGCCUGGAUUCCAGCAGCAAGGAGGGGAAGUAUUCUAUAUCUACACCUACAGCUCUCAUAAGUUGCAUGAAUUUAUGUUUUAACAAAACACAA
Pterocles gutturalis (yellow-throated sandgrouse) is the source of this 523-nucleotide messenger RNA. RefSeq names its product COMM domain containing 9 (gene COMMD9). The annotation marks the transcript as partial. The record is from RefSeq and is a predicted model, not a curated record. The transcript has 4 exons. NCBI's taxonomy places the organism in Eukaryota, Metazoa, Chordata, Aves, Pterocliformes, Pteroclidae.